Molecule: messenger RNA, 2437 nt
Organism: Lottia gigantea (owl limpet)
Lineage: Eukaryota; Metazoa; Mollusca; Gastropoda; Lottiidae
Exons: 5
Coding region: 17-2437 (806 amino acids)
Biological process (GO): cilium organization
Cellular component (GO): cilium
Source: RefSeq, a predicted model, not a curated record
AAAUAGUUUACAAAACAUGGCAACAAUGGCAACGGGGCACGCUCUAUCAGUUUUAGCAAAUAAUUCUCUAAGAAAUCCGGUAGAUUCGAGAACAGGAAAGAUAGCUACUUUGUCUUCACCCCAAAAGCCACACAACAGCGGCAUUUACAGUCGAAGCGAGAACGGUUUACACGUUAAAAUCAGUGCAAAUGGGAUUGGGGAAUACACGUCUGAGCCCGUUUUUUCACAGACGAAUGGAGAUGCGACCCAUUUAAGUCCACAACUCCAGAACUUAACGGACGAAGAAUUUUAUGACAGACUUUCCAAGAUGAAGGAGAACCAAAAGAUGACUUUAGAAAAGUGUGAGAGGCUUUACAUGGAGAAGCGAGCUCUUGAAGAAAAAUAUGCAGCCAGUCCUCAUAACAGAAUAUUUGACAAUGAAGAUGUUGACAUCGAUACUGGGACUAUGUUUGUCAAUGGAAGAUUUAGAGGACAUGAUUGUGAUAAUCGUCUUGAAUACAGUAGCGACUACACCUAUAGCCCAAUAAAAACGUAUGAUAAUGUUUGUGACGUAAGAGACUUGACAUCGAAACCACCUGUUGCUCCAAGCCCACUAAACAGACCUCCAUCACGUCAGGGUCAAAGACCAGGACAUUCUUCUGGCCACUCUUUGACCAAAGGUAUAUCACACACCCAAGCUGACAAUAGAUCACCACCAAUACAGUGGAGAGCUGUCAGAUCUAGAAGUCUUAAUGGUGAUGGUGGUAAAAAUAUGUCUGAUUUUGAAAAUGAACUUAGUGACGAAGAAAUCAGUGGAUAUAUGAAGGCUCCUGCUGGAUAUAUGAGUGAUGACAACUAUUUGAGUGAUGAUGUAAUUCUGAGAAGAGAAGAGGUGAUGACUCCAAGCAAACUUGAAUUACAAAGAAUUGAAAGUAUGUGGGAUGACUUUUCCAUCAAUGACUACGCACCACGUCAAAGACCCUCAUCAGCUCCAGCUACAAGAAGAUCUGAGAAAAGCAAGAAGGCUUCAGAAUGGAGACAUAGGCUGACAAUACCUGAACCAUUUAAUAUGACAUUACGAGAAGAAGGCAAAGAAAAAAGAAAAACUAUCACUCAGAUUGAAGUUGAAGCUGAACGAAGAAGAAAAGAACAAGAAGAGGAAUUGGAAUGUCAGAAAAAAUUUCAAGCUAAACCUGUUCCUGCUCAUGUUUAUUUACCUCUGUAUGAUGAAAUCAAUGAGCAAGCUGAAGCCAAGAGAAGGUAUGUACGCCAGUAUUGUCAAGAAAUGCUGAAAUCCCAAGAAAAACCUUUUAAGUUUAUGAAAAGAGAGGAAUAUAAAGGAAAUCAACGAAGAAAUUCUGAACCUGCAGCCAUGGCAUUAGCUAAAGAGAAACGCAAGGAUAGGAAAUUUAAAGCCAACCCUGUUCCAGCCUUCAUUUAUGAUGAUAGUAUAACCAGGAAACAAAUGGAAGAUGAAGAGUACAGAAAAUUGAGAAUUAGUAUGAGAUCAGAAGAACUUUUGAAAGAAGCAGCAUUGCCACCUGGCAUGGAAGCUAGGGAAAAAAUGAAACAACAGAGAAUUGAAGAGAUAAAAAGACAGUCAAGAGCACGUAAACAUUUUAGGCCAAAAAAGCAGAAAAAGAUUCCAGAUUAUGACAGACUAUACAGAAAAUUUCAAAGUGAAUUAAAUCGUAGAAAAACUGAAUUAGAACCAACAGUAGUUGAGCCAUUCAGAUUACACACUGAUAGAACGUAUGGUGAUACACAGAAAGUUUUAUUAGACAUGGCAAGAGAUGAAGAAGUCUUAAUGGAAAAUAGGUGGCCUUAUCAAACCCCACGUGCUAGAACACCAACUAGAGCUAUUCCUCGAUCCAGAGUUGGUGAUCCAAGAGAUUCAUUUCCUGCACAAAUGACCAGAACUGCUGAGACAAGAAAUUCCGUAGUAAGGCAAAGCAUUGCUAAACAAAUAGAAAACAGUAAGAAAGAAAGCGAAGCUGAAAGACAUCGUAGAGUCAGAGAAAUGAAACUUAGGAAAUCUAUUCAAGAAAAAGCUGGUAGUAAAAAUUAUGGUCAACAGAAGGUUAAAGAUAGACUAAGGCAGUUUAAAGAAGAUGAAAGAUUACGUGAAGAACAAUAUCAGUCUGAAAUGGAAGCCAUGAAAGACCGAGUCAACCAACAACCUUUAUUGUUUGAACGACAGAAACAGAACAGUGCCAAGAGCAAGGCUGAGAAGAAAUUUGCUACAACAUUGAAAAAUGUAGGGUUAGAUGAAGACUUUAUAAAUUCAAGAAGUUCUGGUCCAAAUAGUGUAAGAAGUGGUCGUAGUGGUAAACACUACAGUGAUGAUCAUAAUGAUGAUGAUGAAGAUAAUGAAGAUGAUAAUGAUCAAAAUAAUACGUACACUCGUUCUAGAUCUUCAGAAAGGUAUUCAGACAGUUUUGAAGAGGUUGAAGAUUAG